ACCAUAAGGGUUCGGGUUCGUAGCUUGAUAACAUACAAAUCCAUCCAUGGACAUAUAAUAAUUGGUUAUAUUCUUUUCUGUUAUUCUGCACUUUCAGGUGACCAAGAUAUCGAAGGUCUCACUGAUAAGGUGCUUCCCCGCCGUCUUGGACCCAAGAGAGCAACCAAGAUUCGCAAGCUUUUCAACCUAACUAAGGAAGAUGAUGUGAGAAAAUACGUCAUCACUCACGAGCGGGUCCGUGAAGGAAAGCCAACUCGCAUUAUCGCACCCAAAAUUCAAAGACUCAUCACACCCACAGUCAUUGGAAGGCGAAAGGCUCUGCUAAGAAAGAAGAUUCAACAACGUCAGAAGUCUCGUGAGGAAGCUGCUGCUUAUCACAAGUUGAUGACUAUGUAUGCUAAGGAGAAGAAGGACGAGAAGGUUGCGCGCAGGAGAUCCUCUGCCUCAAGGUCUUCAGAGUCUUCGGAAAAGAAGGCGAAGGCUGCCAAGAAGUAA
This is a messenger RNA of Cylicostephanus goldi, 495 nucleotides long. The record is from the annotation of a GenBank genome assembly. NCBI's taxonomy places the organism in Eukaryota, Metazoa, Nematoda, Chromadorea, Rhabditida, Strongylidae.